Pyrgilauda ruficollis (rufous-necked snowfinch) is the source of this 4303-nucleotide messenger RNA. RefSeq names its product PLAG1 like zinc finger 2 (gene PLAGL2). Gene Ontology annotation, cellular component: nucleus. NCBI's taxonomy places the organism in Eukaryota, Metazoa, Chordata, Aves, Passeriformes, Passeridae. The transcript is spliced from 4 exons. The record is from RefSeq and is a predicted model, not a curated record. The coding region runs from base 309 to 1793 and encodes 494 amino acids.
CCCCGCGCAAUGGCGCCGCCGGGGCCGGGAGCGGAGCCGCGCUUGGCGGGGCCCGGGGGAACGGGGUAGCUUUGAAACUGGCCCAGAUGGCCAGGCUUUUUCGGAGGGAAAGGAGCAGUUCCCUGGUGAAAGUGGUGGAGACUCUCGGGACACCUGCACAGCUCUGGAGCAAGAGAUGAAGAAGUUCUGCUAUUAAAGCAGUUUGGUCACAGGGGGCUCCAAGAGAAAACUGCACCGGGACAACAUCACAGCGAGACGCCCACAGGCUCGAGUUCUGCUUGACAUGGCCAUGUUCUACUAGACCUGCCAUGACGGCAUUUUUUCCCAGUGUUCCCAACUGGAUUCAAGAUGCAAAGCAGGAGGAGGAAGAGACAGGCUGGAAAUUAGUCCCCAGACCAAGAGGUGAAGAAACCGAAAGUCAGGGAAAAUGCCAGUGUGAACUAUCGGAGCCCUCCUUCCCUCACGUGGACAAGCUGAGAACUCACACGCUUUCCCAUUCGGAGCAGAGGCCCUACAACUGCCCCCAGCUGCACUGUGGCAAGGCCUUUGCCUCCAAGUACAAGCUCUACAGGCAUAUGGCCACACACUCUGCUCAGAAACCCCACCAGUGCAUGUACUGCGAGAAGAUGUUCCACCGGAAGGAUCACCUUCGGAACCACCUGCAGACCCACGAUCCCAACAAGGAGGCCCUGCACUGUCCCGAGUGCGGCAAGAACUACAACACCAAGCUGGGCUUCAGGCGACACCUGGCCAUGCACGCGGCUGCCAGCGGUGACCUCAGCUGCAAGGUGUGCCUCCAGACCUUUGAGAGCACCCAGGUCCUGCUGGAGCACCUCAAAGCUCAUUCCAGGCGGGCUUCUGGCGGGGCAAAGGAGAAGAAGCACCCGUGUGACCACUGCGACCGGCGCUUCUACACCCGCAAGGACGUGCGGAGACACCUGGUAGUGCACACGGGGCGGAAGGACUUCCUGUGCCAGUACUGUGCUCAGAGGUUUGGGAGGAAGGACCACCUGACCAGGCACAUGAAGAAAAGCCACUCCCAGGAACUGCUGAAGAUUAAGACGGAGCCAGUGGACAUGUUGGGUCUGCUCAGCUGCAGCUCCUCUGUGGCAGUGAAGGAAGAGCUGAGUCCUGUCCUGUGUAUGGCAUCCAGAGACAUGAUGGGUGGUAAGAGCUUCCCUGGCAUGCUGCCCGUGGGCAUGUACAGCACACAUCUCCAAACCAUGCCAAGCUCAGGGAUGCCCCAUUCUUUGGUUCCUAAUUCUCUUCCAAUGGGAAUGAGCUAUCCUCUGGAGUCUUCUUCUCCCAUCUCCUCCCCACCGCAACCUCCUCCAAAGUAUCAGCUUGGAUCUACCUCAUAUUUGCCUGAGAAACUACCCAAAGUAGAGGUGGACAGCUUUUUGUCAGACUUCCCUGGCAGUCUGUCUCUCUCAUCUGGUGAUCCUCAGUCCUCUUCGCCUCAGCCACCCGCCCUGGAUGAGGCUUUGCUUUCCAAGAGCCCUGCUAACCUCUCAGAGGCUCUCUGUGCUGCUAACAUGGACUUUUCUCAUCUUCUUGGCUUCCUUCCCCUAAAUCUUCCUCCUUGCAAUCCACCUGUCUCAUCGGGGGGAUUGGUCAUGGGCUACUCGCAGGGGGAGGCGCAGCCACUGCUCACCACUUUGCAACAUCAACCUCAAGAGUCUCCCGGAGCCGGGGCCUCGCUGAACUUUGGGCCCCUUCAUUCGUUGCCCCCCGUCUUCACUUCCAGCUUGAGCACAACCACGCUGCCACGGUUCCACCAGGCCUUCCAAUAAGCUGGAAAUAGCACUGGAGAACAGAUCUUUCAGUCACCCUUUUGUGGAGAGCCUUAAAAACGCACAACUCUUCCUUCCUUGGGGGUGUGAAAGCUCUGGCAGAGCUGGGUCAGACAGGAGGUUUCUGAUCUCGGAGGGAGCACUUGUAGACUGGAACCCGUGCAAGUCCCAGUCCUGUACAGCAGAAAGAUUUCAGCUGAUAGACUGGAUAUAUUUUAUGUAAUUUUUAAUCUGUGAAUCAGGAGCCACGCUUAGCACUGACCUUCCCUGAGAAUGCUGGAGCUGUAUUCCUCUCUGGGAAGGGACUGUCCCUCAGAAGGAGUUGAGACUCUUUCAUCCUGGGCUAAACUUUUGAAGAGUCCAGCUUCCAUUUCAUGUUACCACACUGCAAUUCUGGCAAACCAGCCAACACCUCCACAUGGAGAAGAAGUCAAGAUACCGCUCUGUAUGAAGCCAAUGGGGAAGAGGCUGUCCUUCCCUGCUACCUCUCAUCCCAUCACCCAACACAGCUUACUCCACAUCAGUGUUAAGCAACAAGCCCGUUUACAUAAUGAAUUCAACGUCACCUCUUUGGAGCUGUUAGGAUAAACUCGUUAUGGUGAACAUUGUUUACACAACACAAAUCUGUUUCUGCCAUUGCAAAAAUAGGAGACACCAGAAUACACUGGGUUCAUCUCUGGUGUGGCUAGAACACUGUUUACACAACGAAGUCAGGUUGCACUGAUUUCUCUUCACUUAUCAUGUUCUUCCCCCAUGGGGAAAUACACUGCUUUUGGACCACUUCAGCCUCUGCCCCUGUAGGCAGCAGCUUCCUGCCUUUUCUCGCUGGCUAUCCUGAGUGAAGGGGAUGGAGCAGCUCUCACAGCUUAGCUUGGUGUGUGGUGUAUGGACAGAGCCCUUUUCAAUAUCUCCCCCAGGCAAACAGGUCUGGAAACCAAAGCACGUGAGAGAGCUGGGUGAGGAGCUGGGGACAUCGAGCACUGGCGUACCAGGCGUGGCUGAGAACAGGCUGCAGGCCCUGCUCCAUAGCUUCCCUUGGGAUGAGGAACAGAGUAUGGGUUUCUGGGGUUUGGGGUUUUUUAACCACUCAUUGAGGUCAGCACCCUUUUUGGCUUAUCCAGGAAGGAGUCUCAAAGGUGUAUUUUAACCUCAAUGGUGAUAAAAUCCAACAGUCAAGGAAAAAUUGGUCCCAGCUUCAUGUACACACUGUCAGUGUAUUUGAAGCAUUUUUCCCAACACCAGUAGUUCUAAAAAAUGCUGAGGUUUGGGGCCUGCAGUAAACUUUUUACUUUGGGUUUGGUUCCACUGGCCUUUUUUGUUCUCUCCUGCUCAAGCCUUGCCUCCUGAAAUUAAAGUCCUGCUUCCCUUGCUCCCUGCCCUACCUCUUCAACUCUUCCAUGGGUUGUCUACCUACCAGGGCAGAAGGGUUAUACUGGGAAGUGGCAGCCAGCUGCUGGUGUCAUUUAGCACCUGUAUUGUCUCCUGCUCUUGUUUUCCUGGGCACUUAGACUGCAGAUGGGGACAUGUGGAGGUCACUCUGCACUGGUGCAUGUUUAUGGCUAAGGACAGGCAGAUCUUCAUACCUCAGCAUGGAGGAACCAUUGUAGGCCAAUAUAAACCAGGAAAUCUGUCAAUACUGUUCUCCAUAAAUCUAGGAAAUGCAAAAUCUACCUCUACUCUGUUAUCUCAGCUCCUUGGGUGAAGCCAGAUGCUGUCCUCCCUUGUCUCCCCAGAGCACAUCCACCUCAGUUGAUGCAGAUUCCUUCCUGCUGAGCCAUGAUCCCACUGAGUGACAGCAGCUGUGCCUCUUUUGGUCACAGGCUUGUCCCCCUUCCAUUUUACUCCAGAAUUUUAUUUUUAAUUUAGCUUAGUAAUUCUUCCCAGAAUGACUUUUUAGCAAUCCAUUGAUUCUCCAGAACAUAGAUCAGUUGUUUUAGGUUAGCCAGCAAUGCUGCAAAUAAGACUUUUGUAUCAAAAUGUAAUAUAAGAUUUAUUUACCUCAGCAAUAUCCUGUGGCAAUGAUCUCCCCGAGUUGAAUGCAGUACUUUUUCCUUUUCUCCACUGGAAAAUGUUGCCUUUCCAAGUCCAACGAGUGCCUUCUUGUUCUCUAACCUAGCAAAGGUAAACAGGGCAUUGCAGCCAGUCUGUUUACCAGCAUUGAAUACCUCAGGCCUGUCUUCUAUUGCUUUGCUCUUUGCAAAUUAAAGAGUUUCACACUGUUAUCAAUUAUAUGCAAGCCUUAUCCCUGUCUUCAGUUGAGAGGAUUAUUAUUUUUUCAGAAAUAAAUGGUCAGAACUGAUCACUCACUGCCAGUGAGGAUUAUCAGAUUUAUGCAAUGCCAUCACACGCCUUCUCCCACUGCAGAACAUUCAGCUUUUUUGCUUCCUGCCUGCAUUGUACUCUGAACAGAUGUCAUCACUGGAAUUCCUUUAGCAGUGGUAGCUAAACUUAGAGCCAGGCAUCUUUUUCCUACCAGUAGUCUGUCAAAGAAUAAAUGGAAUUCAUUUUGC